Messenger RNA from Trichoplax adhaerens, 402 nucleotides. RefSeq lists its product as uncharacterized. The coding region runs from base 1 to 402 and encodes 133 amino acids. NCBI's taxonomy places the organism in Eukaryota, Metazoa, Placozoa, Uniplacotomia, Trichoplacea, Trichoplacidae. The record is from RefSeq and is a predicted model, not a curated record. The transcript is spliced from 4 exons. Gene Ontology annotation, molecular function: protein binding.
AUGAUGAAAAAUUUGAAUGGUUACCAAGCCGCUUUUGUUGGUGACUACAGGAUGCUAGCACGAGCGAUCGAUAAUGGUCAGCAUCCUGACGAUAUAGAUGAAAACGGUGUUACUGCUAUGCAUUAUGCAGCAUGCAAUGGAAAUCUUGACUGCUUAAAAUUACUUGUAGAGCAUGGAGGAGAUGUAAAUAAAGGUGAUAUGAGCUGUUGUACACCAUUACAUUUAGCAGCUAAAAAUGGUCAUCUUGUAUGUGUUGAAUUUUUAUGCCGGAAUGGUGCCAAUGUACAAGCAAAAUCAGCGAAGGGAAACACUCCGAAGCGGAUGGCAAAAUUAAAUUUUCACAAUCACGUAGCGAAUUAUGUCGGACGCUUAGAGCAAGAGAAGCAUAUGUGGGAAAUAUAA